CAAACUGUCAAACACGGUCCCUUUCGACAAUCCAUUUGUAAAUAUUUUGUGAAAAUGUGAUUUUUGAUCAACAAAAACAAAUUUUUUAUCUUCACACCAUGGACUCUAAGUACAACGCAAUUUCGCAGCAGCAACAAAACAGUCCGUUCAACUUUAAACGGAAACUGACAAAUGGCAAUUUAAACCCGAACAAUGAUCAAUUCAAGCGAUUUCGGCCGAACAACGGCAAUGUUGAAUAUCCGAAAGGCAAUAACUUAUCGGCUGCAGGACAAAAUGGUAACGGCAAAGCACUUACAAUUGAGGAACAACGACACCAGCUACCCGUCUACAAAGUGAGAAAACAGCUGCUCAACAAAAUCAUGUCAUCAAAAACUCUGAUAGUCAUCGGCGAAACGGGAUGCGGCAAAACCACCCAAAUUCCGCAGAUUAUUUACGAAUCGACGAAACCCGACUUUGGUACAAUUGCAAUUACGCAACCGAGACGUGUUGCAGCCAUAACAAUAUCCAAACGGGUUGCACUGGAACAGAAAUGCACCAUUGGCGAAACCGUUGGUUACACCGUUCGCUUUGAAGAUGUCACUUCAAUUAAGACGAAAAUCAAGUACAUGACCGACGGUUCGUUACUGCGUGAAGCGCUGGCCGAUAAAUUUUUACGAAAGUAUCGCGUCAUCAUACUGGACGAAGCCCACGAGAGAACGAUUAACACUGACAUUCUGUUCGGAAUCGUAAAAGAUGCGCAACGGUUGCGGGCUGAAAGGGCACUGCCGUCGUUAAAGAUUAUCGUCAUGUCCGCCACCAUGGAUGUGGACCACUUUUCCAAAUAUUUCAACAAUUGCGAACCAAUUUACUUGGCUGGUAGAACAUAUCCGGUAAAAGUGCUGCACAGUGCCGAACCGCAAAGUGACUAUUUGAAUGCUUGUCUCGUGACGCUGUUCCAAAUCCAUAAAACCGUUCCGGUCAACCACGACGUGUUGAUCUUCCUUACCGGUCAAGAAGAAAUCGAGAAUAUGGCAGCGCAGAUCAGGUCCAUUGUAAAGAGCAACGAAAUCGGCGGGCCUAUGAUCAGAGUCUUCCCGCUGUAUGCUCAACUGAAUCAGAAUAAACAACUGGAGGUCUUUCAGCCGUCGACCAAUAAUUAUCGAAAGGUUAUUCUAAGCACAAACAUUGCCGAAACAUCGUUGACAAUAAAGGGUAUCAAAUAUGUCAUCGACAGUGGCAUGGUAAAGCGGAAAGUGUACGAUUCGGUUACCGGAAUGGACACGCUGAAAGUGACUAGAAUAUCACAGGAUCAAGCCUGGCAGCGAACCGGUAGAGCUGGACGUGAAUCUGAAGGUUUUUGCUAUCGGGCUUAUACCAUGAAUGAAUAUCGAACGAUGUCAGCGGCAUCCAUGCCCGAAAUUUUACGCAGCAACAUUUCAGCUACGGUUUUGCAGUUACUUGCGCUGGGAAUAAAUUGUCGAAAAUUCGACUUUUUGGAUAAGCCAUCCGAUCAGGACAUAGAAAGUGCUCUGAAACAGUUAUAUCAACUGGGUGCCAUUACAUCACACAAUGGCGACGAAUUAACGACACUCGGCUGGAAUAUGUCCAAAUUCCCAUUAGAUCCUCGAUUCAGCAAAAUCUUGCUGUCUGCAUCGGAUUUCGGAUGUCUGGAUGAGAUGCUGAGCAUUGUUUCCAUUUUGUCUGGCGAGACAAUUUUUUACCUGAGCGACGAUCCCGACAAAAAAGUGGAAGCCCUGAAAGCCCACGCCAAAUUCGAAUCGAUUCACGGCGAUCAUUUGACGCUGCUGAAUGUGUACAAUGAAUUCAAAAAGACGGACCGACACCGCACAUUCUGCCAUGACAAUUAUUUGCAUUAUCGGAAUUUGGAAUAUGCUCACGAGGUGCGACGACAACUGAGCGAUAUUUGCGAACGAUUACAAUUGGAACCAUCGACAUGUGGCAGUAAUUUGGAUCAGGUCCGGAAGUGUCUCAUAUCGGGAUUGUACAACAACAUUGCCGAAAUGCAGCGUGAUCACAGUUUCAUGACUAUAUCUAGUCGACAGAAGACCAAGAUACAUCCAUCGAGUGUUUUGAAUGGCAAGACAAAUUUGAAAUGUAUUUUGUUCACGGAACUGGUACAAACGUCACUGAAUUUCAUGCGAAUUGUUACGAUCAUCGAUCCGGAGUGGAUCGAAGAAGUUGUACCUAAUUGCGGUGUUUUAGGUCGAUUAAGUCAUUGUAAUUAAUUUAAGCGCAUACGUACACAGCAAAAGGAGAAUUUUUAUUAAAAGAACUCAGAAAGUU
Molecule: messenger RNA, 2283 nt
Organism: Bradysia coprophila
Lineage: Eukaryota; Metazoa; Arthropoda; Insecta; Diptera; Sciaridae
Gene: ath
Product: ATP-dependent RNA helicase DHX33
Biological process (GO): positive regulation of transcription by RNA polymerase I
Cellular component (GO): nucleolus; intracellular anatomical structure
Molecular function (GO): ATP hydrolysis activity; double-stranded RNA binding; helicase activity
Source: RefSeq, a predicted model, not a curated record